Molecule: messenger RNA, 1764 nt
Organism: Cladophialophora psammophila CBS 110553
Lineage: Eukaryota; Fungi; Ascomycota; Eurotiomycetes; Chaetothyriales; Herpotrichiellaceae
Product: AAT family amino acid transporter
Exons: 4
Coding region: 1-1764 (587 amino acids)
Biological process (GO): amino acid transmembrane transport
Cellular component (GO): membrane
Molecular function (GO): amino acid transmembrane transporter activity
Source: RefSeq, a predicted model, not a curated record
AUGGAGAAGGACAUUGAAGCAAUAUCGGCCAGCCCCAGUGGCAGCUCCGACUUCUCUCAAGGAAAGGUUGAAUUCCCUCUAGCACCCACCUCGUUCGGUCGCUUCAUCGACGGUUUCAAAUGGAAUCCCCAUGCUCGGGUCACAGCCCAGGCUAUUGACGCCAAUGGCAGGGUGCUCCCAGAUCAGCCUCCUGCCGAGCCGGCUUUGGCUAUGAAGUUGAAGCAACGACAUCUGCAGAUGAUUGCGAUUGGUGGUUCGAUUGGAACUGGCCUCUUUGUGGGUUCUGGGUCCGCCCUUGCGAACGGAGGUCCUGCAUCAUUGAUUAUUGCGUAUGGCCUGAUAGGCGUCACGUUGUACUGCACCACCCAUGCUCUUGGCGAGCUCGCGGUGCAGUACCCUGUCGCUGGAGCAUUCUCUGUUUACGCUAGCAGAUUCGUGGAUGAGGCUUGGGGAUUCGCAAUGGGCUGGAACUACGCCCUCCAAUGGCUGGUUACUCUUCCGCUUGAGAUUGUCGCCGCGUCGCUUACACUCGAAUUCUGGCCGGGUAGCCGGGAUGUCAAUGGGGCCGCUUGGGUAACUAUUUUCCUAGUGGCCAUCAUCAUCAUCAAUUUCUUCGGCGUCAGAGGCUACGGCGAGGCUGAGUUCGUCUUUUCGAUCAUAAAAGUCAUCGCUGUCAUUGGCUUCAUCAUCCUCGGGAUUAUUAUCAACACUGGUGGUGUCCCAGGGGACCAUCGAGGCUAUAUCGGCGCUCACUACUGGCAUGACCCAGGUGCUUUUAAUCACGGAUUCAAGGGCUUGUGCUCCGUUUUUGUCACAGCCGCCUUCUCCUUUAGUGGAACCGAGUUGGUAGGGCUGGCUGCCGCCGAGACCGAGAACCCUCGUAUCGCGCUACCUACUGCUGUGAAGCAGGUCUUCUGGAGAAUUGCCCUGUUUUACAUGGUAUCACUCACCAUUGUGGGCGUCCUCGUCCCCUACAAUGACCCCCAGCUCUUGAACGGCAGCUCCUCAUCGGACGCCAACGCCUCCCCAUUCGUCAUUGCCGUUCGCAACGCCGGUAUUGAUGCGGUUCCUUCUAUCAUGAACGUCGUCAUCCUCAUUGCGGUUCUUUCCGUCGGAAACUCCUCUGUGUAUGGAUCCAGCCGUACUCUGGCUGCUCUAGCGGAUAUAGGACAAGCCCCUAAGAUAUUGGGCUAUGUCGACCGCGAAGGCCGUCCGUUGGUUGCUAUUAUUAUUUCUUCCCUCAUCGGAUUUCUGUGUUACAUUGUCGCGGCUGGUCCAGACACCACAACUCAAGCUUUCAAUUGGAUGAUUGCCAUUAGUGGCCUUGCUUCGAUUUUCACCUGGGGCACAAUUUGUCUAUGCCACAUCCGCUUUCGCAGCGCCUGGCGCCUUGCCGGCCGAACCUUGGACGAACUCGCCUUCAAGUCACAAGCCACAGUGUACGGCUCAUGGUUGGGCUUAAUCAUGAACAUUCUGAUUCUCGUGGCGCAAUUUUGGACCGGCUUUGCACCAGUUGAUUAUGCCGAGAUGUCUGCUUCGGAGCUCGUGGAGAGCUUCUUUGAAGUCUACCUUGCCGCCCCCAUCGUCAUUGCCAUGUAUGUUGGCUAUAAGCUCGUGAAGAAGACCAAACUCCGAAGGACCAGCGAGAUUGAUAUUACGAGUGGGCGAAGAGAAGUCCCUAAUCUAAUGGAGAUUCUAGAGGAGGAGCGCAGAGUUCAAGCCACUUGGCCAUGGUGGAAGAAGAGCUGGAAGAUGGUAUGCUAG